AUAUAAAGACAAAUAGCUCAGCCAGAGUAGGUCAGUAGGUACAGGCGGCAGCUGGGAAAGGAACCUAAGAGAGGAAAGGAGAGAGAAAGAGGUGGAGGGGGAAAAGGCAGGAGAGGGAACAAAGCCAAAGCCACGGGUGAAGCGAGCCUGAAGGGCAUGGGGCAGCCUUGGCACAAGGAGAGAGAGCCCAGCGUUGGAUGAGGGUCUCCUCUCUCUAUAUAUAUAUCUCUCUAUAUACACAGAUCUGCUCUGUUAAAGCGGAAGGGAUGUUGCUGACCAGGUCGUAGCAUCAGCUGCGUUUCUGAGGGGCUUUGGCGGGAAGAAGCCUCCUUUUCAGCAGCAGCAGCAACACCUUCUUCUGGCCUGGCAAAAAUGACUGUCAAAGCAACAAGAAUGUCGUGUAUUGCUCCAAGUGUUUAUACUAAAGUGCCUGAUGGAGGAUGGGGCUGGGUUGUGGCUUUUGCUUUCUUCUUUGUGGAAGCCCUGACAUACGGAAUCAUCAAGUCUUUUGGAGUCUUCUUUACGGACUUAAUGGAAAGUUUUGAUGAAAGUAACAGCAGGAUAUCAUGGAUAAUCUCAAUAUGUGUGUUUGUACUAACAUUUACAGCUCCUCUCUCUACAAUACUAUCUAAUCGUUUUGGUCAUCGUUUGGUGGUGAUGAUUGGAGGGUUGCUGAUCAGCACUGGGAUGGUUGUGGGCUCUUUUGCACGCACCGUUACUGAAAUGUACAUCUCCAUUGGUAUAGUCUCAGGACUAGGAUACUGCCUUACCUUUCUUCCAACUGUCACCAUUCUGUCACAGUACUUUGAGAAAAAGCGCUCACUAGUCACAGCAGUGGCUUCCACAGGAGAAUGCUUUGCCGUCUUCUCUUUUGCACCAGCCAUCACUGCUUUGAAAGAACACAUUGGCUGGAGACACAGCCUCUUGUUUGUUGGUCUACUGCAGCUUGGAAUCGUGGCUUGUGGGGCGCUGCUACGGCCCAUAAUAAUCAAAGCACAGGAAGUAGUGAAAGUCUCCCCUGUGGAAGAGCAAAGAGAGACAAAGUACAUGUUUGAAAAUGAACAGACCCGCACCUCUAUAGAUUCUAUUGACUCAGGAGUAGAAGUAACUACCUCACCUCGCAACAUGUCUGAAGAUGCCAAAUUGAAACUGAAAACUGAAGAUGAACCAAAGGAAAACACUGAGAUGCUUACAGAAUCUAGUAGCAUUCCAACCAAGGAACCAAAAAUCCAACUGCUAGACUUCUCCAUAUUGAAAGACUAUGGUUUUAUUUGUUAUGCACUUUUUGGUUUAUUUGCAACUCUGGGAUUCUUUGCCCCUUCCCUAUACAUCAUUCCUCUCGGCAUAAGCCUUGGCAUCAAUAAGGACUCCUCUGCAUAUAUCCUGUCAGCCAUGGCAAUUGCUGAGGUCUUUGGCAGAAUCAGUGCUGGCUGGGUCCUCAACAAAAAACCCAUCCGGAAAAUAUACAUUGAACUCAUCUCUGUCAUUCUGCUGGACGUUGCCCUCUUUGCCUUCCCUCUAGCUUAUGAAUUUUGGGGACUCAUGAUGUGUAGCAUUUUCUUCGGUUUUAUGCUUGGGACUGUAGCAGGCACGCACAUUCCUAUGUUGGCAGAAGAUGAUGUCGUUGGCAUUGAGAGGAUGUCAUCUGCCGCAGGAGUUUACGUAUUUAUUCAAAGUUUAUCAGGGUUGGCUGGACCACCCCUUGCAGGAGUACUAGUGGAUACUACGAAGAAUUACAGCUCUGCGUUCUAUUCCUGUGCUGCUGGCAUGCUGCUGGCUGCGGUAUUUCUUUCUUUGGUGACACCUUGCAAGAAGUGUCAAAGUAAGAAGCAGCCAUUACAAGAGAAAGUGUCAAAGACUUUGCAGGAAGUACCAGAUGAUUUUAUAGAACCCGAUCUUGGGAAAAAUGAGGAGACUGUAAGAAGUUGUGAUAGUAUGGCUUGAAUUUUAAAAUAUAUAUUGUUACAAAAGCAAGUCAGCUCCAAUUCACCUUCUAAAAACUACACUUUUAAAGGGAAUGCAAAAUCAAAAAUGUGAACAAUGUUAUCAAACCUUUCAGAAAUAUUAACAUUACUUUUUUUUGUAAACAUGGAAUGUUAAAAUUUGUUCACACGCUCCUACUCAGCAUGACAUUGUGGUUCAAAUUCUCAUAUUCCCAAAGAGUCACAGGGCACAUCUAAAUUGCCAGUUCAAAAACCAUGGGAAGAAAUAAUUAUGGUAAAAGAAAAAUAUAAUGUGGGACAUUGUAACAAACUAUCACUUGUUUAUUGCCUGCUAAUAUCUCACAUCAAGAAACGCUAUAAUUAGCAAGAAAAGAAUAGUGACACAAGAGAGUUGAUUUGGUAAAUAAUUCUGAAUUUCAUUCUUUUUUAGUUUUUGUAUCAGAGCAAAAGGAUUUUUCUAGUUAGUAUUUUCAGGGGAAGGGGGAUUGGGUUAGAUAGUAUACUUAGAGCAGGGAUGGUGAAUCUGUGGCUCUUAAGAUGUUGGUUUCCCUCUUCCAUCACUCCGUGUAUAGCCAAUGGCUAAGAAUGGGUGAGAGAUGGAGGCCAACAACAUCUGGAAAGCCACAGGGUCUGUGUGUACCUUAACCUAGAGGAUUAACAAGGACUUUGUUUUUAAAACAUGCUUGAAUUUCAUAAAUGCUGGGAAGUAGGAAGCUACCACUUCUGUUUUAUGGCCAGUUCCUAUUUCAGACAUUUUUUGAAAAAAAAUCUAUUUCACUCCUAGGUUUGAAUUCUUAACAGUUCAAUUUUGUGCUUGCUUAUUCAGGACUUUGUAAGCCCCAUUACUUUAAAUAGGACUUAAAUCCAAGGGGAUAUGAAAUUGCAAUCUUAAGUUACAUCCUGGUGUCCUUACCUUGGAACUGAGUCUCACUGAAAAAGAUCAAGAGUUGCUUCUGAGCAGGUUCAAACUGUUGGAAGUCUUUUACUCCCCACUUGGCUGUUAGAAAAAAAGAUUGUGUCCUGUUUUAAUUUAAAACUAGUAUUUAUUGUUAUUUUAGAAGUAUUAGAGUUUGCCUUGUAGAAGAAAAUACGUGGAUUUUUAAAAUACUCUUCGCCAGCCUUUUCGGUGCGUUAUUUUGUUAAUUAUUUCUAAGAUAUUUUUUUUAAAAAAAUAUAUUUUUUCUAUUAAAGAGAGUUGGAAGGCAGGGUAUGGACUAAAAUGCAGUAAACUUAUUGGUGUGCUUCUCACCUGGAAUUGAGGCUGAUUCCUCUUCCACACUUCCUCUCCAAAUACAUAAUUGCAGCAGGGCCCCACUGCAUUCCACCAGCCAUUGAACAGCUGCCCUUGCACACCUUAAGGACAGCAGUAAUAUAACUGGGUGCACCUAUGCAUCCCAUCAGUGGCUGGUGUGAUUCAGCUACACCUGUAAGCCCUCCCCAACAGUUGCUGUUCCACAAGAGUACCAUGCUAUGUUGCAUAAGGAAGUACAAAAUACCUCUUUCUGCAACAUCCUAGAAAAACACAUGCGGGCAACAUUGGUGUUGUACUGGCAUAUGAGGAUUCGAGCCAAUGUUUUUUAAAAAAGGAAGCUCACUCAUGCUGUUCUGAAGUACAAUCCCCAAAGCACUGGAACUAUUGUUUCAAGUGGUAAGGCACUGUAGGCAGGGUCUUGAAUAAGUAAAACACUUGAAGUAUAUUAGGUAUGGUAUUAUUGUGUAUGAUCACAACAGUGAUUUACUGUAAAGUCAUAAUCAUAUGGCUGGUCAAAGUAUACAUAAGUAUACAUAAAUUGCAAACUUCUGUCAUUACCUCCAUGCAAUUCCCACUGAUGGCAUAUGAGUCAAAUGUGUCAACCAUUUCUUGAGACCUUAGGUACUUGUAAAUUUUAUACUCGGUAGGUAUAGUUUGAAAAACCCAACAUUUCUGGAACAGUAGUGCAGUAAAGAAAAAAAAGUGUGCAAGUAUGGAAGUUUACAUUAUAACAAGAAUACUUUACAACUGCCAAUGGCAUCAAUGAUUGGUCCAAAUAUUUUAACACUAUAACCCUAGAUGGAUGUUAAAUGUAGUAGCACAGACCUCAGAUGAGAAAAUUGCUGGUGGAUUCUGAGGGUGCAUAAUAGAUAUAGCUGGAUUUUUCUCCCAUUUUCAGUCAAUUAUGUGUAAAGAAAGGGAAUUCUAAAAUAUAGAAAUAUGUUACCUAUUCAAUCACUCCUAACUGAUAACUAUUAAAAGUGACACAAGUUUGCUUGCCCCACUUUUACGCAUCUUUUUGUCAACUCAGGGGGACACAACGAUACAAAAUUGUCUGUUUUGGUUCUUAAUACACACUGUACAGAUUCAAACAUUUCCCCGUAUUUUUAUGGGGAGCAAUGUAUAAUGAUUGCUUUGCUAAGAUAUGCAUGUAUGGUCAGGCACAGAAAUGAACAAUCUAAGACGGGGGACAGGAUUUGAAUCCUGAAUUCCUUCUUUGAAAACCCUGCAAUAUUAAUACGGUCAGGGCUUAAGACCCAGAGUUGCUGGGAUGAUUUUCAAAAGAGCAUGCUUUCAAAAUAAGUAUCUUUUACAUGAAAAUACUAGGGUGAGAUCUUAUUUCAAAGUAUGCUUUGUCUAAUUCAGUUCAGGGUAGUAAUAAUGUCAAAAAUGCAUGAAACAGUGUUCUCACAAUUUAGCAAAUCAACUCGUGCUCAUUGCCUAAAAACUAUGUAAAUCAUGUUGCAGUUUUAAGGUCCUUGGUAUACCUUCAGCACUUUAUCAUAUAGAGCAGAAUCUCGAUAAAUUGCAGCAGACAUAGAACAGAUGCAGCACUCUUGAUAAGGCAGUAAUUGACUUUUCUGUUCCUGAACUAGUGAGUAAAUGAACAAAGCAAGUGUGUCCAUAAAAUUGUGUUAUUUAUUUAUUUAUUUAGCAAGUGUACCUUAUCUUUUGUUCACUGCUGUACUUCUAGAAAAGCAGUAAGAAUACUGUAUAAUGGUAAAUGCGAGACCUCAAUGUGGUCAUUAUGCUAUUAGAACUGUCAAGUUAUUAUGGCAAGGAACCUAAUAGUUGUAUGUGGCAAAAGCUAGUUGUCCUGCAGGUUAACGAGGUUCUACUGUAUUUUUUUUUCAAAAUACUAAAUGCCAGAUAUAACUGACUGCAUCAUAAUUUACUGUAUAUGUAUAUGCCAUAUUAGCAUGACCUGGAAGGAGUGUGUUUGUGUGUACAAGAAAUCCAAAACUAAACAUGAUCAUAACAAGACUGCUGGUUUGCUCUGUACUGUAAUCAGUGAACUCUACAAGUGCUACCAAAUACUGAAUUUUGCAAUAAACCUUUUUUAAAGAAAGAA
Molecule: messenger RNA, 5266 nt
Organism: Anolis carolinensis (green anole)
Lineage: Eukaryota; Metazoa; Chordata; Lepidosauria; Squamata; Anolidae
Gene: slc16a6
Product: solute carrier family 16 member 6
Exons: 6
Coding region: 373-1944 (523 amino acids)
Biological process (GO): transmembrane transport; monocarboxylic acid transport
Cellular component (GO): plasma membrane
Molecular function (GO): monocarboxylic acid transmembrane transporter activity
Source: RefSeq, a predicted model, not a curated record